Molecule: messenger RNA, 555 nt
Organism: Porites lobata
Lineage: Eukaryota; Metazoa; Cnidaria; Anthozoa; Scleractinia; Poritidae
Source: the annotation of a GenBank genome assembly
AUGUUGGUGUUCCAAAUACCAAUAUGGCGGACGGGUGCUAGUCACCAACAAGAUGACAAUGGAUCUCAGCAAUACACCACAAUGAUCUCACAGAGAAAGUCGAAGGAAAGGCAAAAACGACAGGCGGAAUUGCAACAACAGGAACGUUUACUGAAGCUACAGAAAUUGAAGGGGCCUGGAGUCCUCAUUGCCGACUUUGCUUCUGAGAUUGUUGAGAUUGAAAGCUUGAAUACUUCAGAGGCAGAGCAAGUUCAAGAGCAGACAGUAGACUUGCAACCAGACGAGCAAUUAACACAUGACUGCUCUACACAAACAGAGGCUUUUGAUCAUUUAUAUCGGUCUGUCGUGUCUCCCUCUGUUAAGGACUGUCGACGCACUGAUGCCUCUACUCAAACAGAAGAGUUUGGCUACUUGUUUACCCAUUCAUCGACAAGCAAGCCUUUCAUGCAGAAUUAUUUUAGGGAUGAUAACGCGAAAGUGUCAUUCUACACAGGCCCGCCAACAUACGAAGUGCUAGAAGCCACUUCUAUUCAUGUUUCACCUUCUGUCAAACGC